This is a messenger RNA of Exophiala aquamarina CBS 119918, 1752 nucleotides long. RefSeq lists its product as uncharacterized. Lineage: Eukaryota; Fungi; Ascomycota; Eurotiomycetes; Chaetothyriales; Herpotrichiellaceae. Gene Ontology annotation, molecular function: transmembrane transporter activity. Gene Ontology annotation, biological process: transmembrane transport. Bases 1 to 1752 code for a protein of 583 amino acids. The record is from RefSeq and is a predicted model, not a curated record. The transcript is spliced from 7 exons.
AUGUCUACCGAGAAGGAACCAAGCCCUACUCAAACAGAGGCAAUCGAAAAUGCCCCUCGCGUUCAAGAUCGUCACAGAGGGGCAGAAUUUGAAGCUCCUAUGCAGCAUGUCCAGGAGCUGAACGAGGCUGAACACAUCAACCUGAGCUGGAGGUCAUGGCUGGUUGUGUUUGUGACAUGUUUUGCCAUCAUGGCUCAGGUCUUUGUCGUUGUUGCCGCUGGCUCGGUUAUUGCAUUCAUCAUUCGAGAUCUAGGUGACGGUGCAAUUGCUGGUUGGAUCAUUCAGGGGCCCCUCCUGAUGCAAAGCGUCCUCUCUCCGAUUGUGGGACGGCUUAGCGACGUGGUAGAUCGAAAGUGGCUCGCUUCGAUCCCACCGCUGAUUGCUUUUGCCGGUGCGGUCAUUUCAGCCAAGGCGACCUCAAUGUCCAUGUUGAUCGGAGGUGGAAUUUUGAUCGGUGUGACGCUGAGCACAAUCUCUAUUGUCCAAGCCAUUCCAAGCGAAGUUCUACCUCUGAAAUACCGAGCCCUCGCAAAUGGGUUUGCUUUUAUGGGAGGUGCUAUUGGCGGCUUAAUUGGAGGUCUUGGUUCAGGUGGUGUCACGAAUGCCAGUCCGUCGGGCUGGCGGGAUAUCUUUUGGAUCCAGGCUGCUUUUCACAUGGCCACAUUCCUCGGUCUCGUUUUCUUUUAUCAUCCCCCACGACGUUCUGAUUACGGGAAAUUAUCUCUGAAGGAUGUCAUCUGGGCCUGCGACCCAAUAGGAUCUGUUCUGUUCAUCAUUGCCACAACAAUGCUCCUGCUAGCGCUGGAUUGGGCUGGCGGUGCGUAUUCCUGGUCAGAUGCCCAUGUCGCAGCUCCAUUGGGUAUUGGCUUUGCGUUUUUGGUAAUGUUCUGUGGAUAUGAGUGGAAAGGGCGAUCUGAUGGCCUUGUAGCACAUGUCUUCUUCAGAGGCUCGCCGAAUUUCGCGCUCUCAGUGUUCGCAUUCGCUGUCGAAGGCUGGCUCUUCUACAGCGCCGUGAACUCGGUUACUCCUCAAAUUGUGCUUAACCUUGGAUUUGAGAACAACGCUUGGAGCAUUUCUGUUCGACAAUUGUCUUACAACUUGGUCACACUGGUCGGAUCAAUACCAAUUACGCUGUACGCGACUAAGUAUAAGGAUUUGAAGUCGCCGUUAAUCGUGACGUUUUCGGUCUUCCUGGUUGUUACAAUUUGCUAUGCAGUGAUUACACCAAGCAUGGACAACGCGCAAAUUGGAUUCAACGUUCUUUCUGGCGUUGGUCAGUGUGGUCCAUUGACGCUGCUUGUAGCACUGGUUCAGUUCACUGCGCCACAUGCAUUUCUAUCAACCGCAACCGGACUCGGGUUCUCUGCUCGUGCGAUCGGUGGAGCUUUUGGCUCUGCAGUUUUGGAUGCAAUCAUCAACGGAAAACUCAAGUCGUACCCUACAGAGGUUGGGAACGCAGCGGUCGCGGCAGGCCUCCCAGAGUCAUCUGUUCCGGACUUAUUGGAGGCACUCGCCACUGGGGCUGGAUUUUCUGCUGUGCCAGGCUUGAACCCAGCAAUCGAAGCUAAAGUCUUCGAUGCAAGCCACUGGGCAUAUGCACAUGCAUACAGAUUGGCAUGGACAAGUGUUAUCCCAUUUGUAGUUCUGGCGUUGGUAGCAGUGUUCUUCUUGAAAGGGGUGAGAGAGUUGAUGACUGAAAAGGUAGAGGCAACAGUCGAGCAUGUUCCAGCGAAAGAGUCAGAGAAGGCAUAA